Molecule: messenger RNA, 645 nt
Organism: Haliotis rubra (blacklip abalone)
Lineage: Eukaryota; Metazoa; Mollusca; Gastropoda; Lepetellida; Haliotidae
Product: ras-like protein rasV
Exons: 1
Coding region: 1-645 (214 amino acids)
Biological process (GO): signal transduction
Cellular component (GO): plasma membrane
Molecular function (GO): GTP binding; GTPase activity; GDP binding
Source: RefSeq, a predicted model, not a curated record
AUGAGUCGCCAAGUUACAUUUCAUUCAGAAGUCAGUAUCAGCUCAGGAGAAGAUGAGACACUGCGCUUGGCUGUUAUUGGAGAUAGCCGAGUUGGCAAGUCAACCAUCGUUGCAAGGCUUUUCAAACACUGGACUGAGCUGACCAGCUGUUCUAAGCAGAAGGGUAAAACAGGUGCUGAUGCUCUUGGAAUCCAGGGGCGGGAUGUGAUAGUCGACAUCGUGGACACACCAACUAAAAAGUGUCUCUCCUUCAUGCAGAGGCCUCCUUCCUGUGACGUCUACGUGUUGGUCUAUUCGUUGGUGUGUGAUGAAUCCUUCGAGUCCGCCGUAGCAGCCAGGGAGCAGAUCAUCAGGUUAAGAGGACCCAAAGUCCCAAUUGUGUUUGUGGCCAACAAGACAGACAUUGCUGACUCUGUAGACAAGACAGAAAGAGUGUACCGAGAUCUGAACAUCAGCUGCGAGUGGGAAAAUGGACAUGUGGAGAUCUCGGCGGAGAAGGACACCAGUGUCCUGCCAGUGCUUGAACAGAUCAUGAGGAGGCAUCACAAAUAUGUUUCUCCAAUUGAUAGAAAAGAAAAUCUUUCUGGUCUGAAAGGAAGAAUUGUUUCCAUCAAGAAACUCUUUUCAAAGACAAAGCGGGACUGA